ACUUUAUUAUUAAAAAUAAAGGAUUUAAGUGACGAGAUCUCGGGAAAUGUUCAAGAGUCGCCGCGAAUUAAGCAAUUUCAUGAAAAACUCAAAUUACAACCAAUACCAAAAAUAAAACAGCGGGAACGAUUUGUCGAUUUAGUAUUAGUGGAAACUGAUCCCAGAACUGGAGAAUUAAUAACAAAUAGCGAGAAGAAUCCUACUAAAUGGGGAGAUUGGCAGCACGGUGGCAGAGUCAGCGAUUUUUGAAAUAUAUAACGAUAUAUAUUCGAAGGACUGGAAAAAGGAAUUCUCUUAUUAUAUAUAAUAUGAUCAAUUUAUCUUUGCAAUUACUUUAUAAAAGAUAAAUCAGAUUCAAUUUUUUGGUAGCCAAGCAAGUAAAGCAACAUAAAUUGUUUCUCAAUGUAAGAAAACUUAAAAUUGAAAACGUAUGUUCUGCGCAUAUAAGAA
Messenger RNA from Camponotus floridanus (Florida carpenter ant), 450 nucleotides. RefSeq lists its product as uncharacterized. Lineage: Eukaryota; Metazoa; Arthropoda; Insecta; Hymenoptera; Formicidae. The transcript has 2 exons. The record is from RefSeq and is a predicted model, not a curated record. The annotation marks the transcript as partial.